GUGAACAUCCUGAAGACUGUGAAAGCGUAGUGCUCGGUGAGAAAACAUCAUUCUUUCUUGUGCUUAAUGACUGAGCAGUAGCAUCUGAACAUCUGCGGUGAUCGCAUGGUGUUCACUCUUGCUUUUAUUCGCAUAGGAUACGGAAGAAUCGAUGAAGGUUGGAAGGCAUCUCAACAGAUAGCUGUGGUACACUCCCCCGUGCGGGCGGUACAGAUACUCCGCCAACAGCCGCUGGAGGAUGCGGCCUGCAGGGCAACCGCCGAGUAUGCGCGGCAGGGGCAGCUGGCUGAGGCAGCGAACGCAGAGGCCGCCAGUUUCCACCAGCUGCUGCUGCAGCAAAAUAGGCAGCAUCAUCAGCAGCUGGUGGAGGAGCUGAGGGCGGCCCGGGUGGUGCAGCAGCAGCUGGCAGCAGAGAUGCGUGGUUUGAGAGAGGCCACCGGCCUCAUCGCGACAACACUGCGCCAGCUCCUGGCUCGCCUCUGCGAGCAUCCUCAGCCAUGA
This is a messenger RNA of Dermacentor andersoni, 501 nucleotides long. The record is from RefSeq and is a predicted model, not a curated record. Lineage: Eukaryota; Metazoa; Arthropoda; Arachnida; Ixodida; Ixodidae.